Molecule: messenger RNA, 468 nt
Organism: Emiliania huxleyi CCMP1516
Lineage: Eukaryota; Haptophyta; Isochrysidales; Noelaerhabdaceae
Exons: 1
Coding region: 1-468 (155 amino acids)
Molecular function (GO): protein binding
Source: RefSeq, a predicted model, not a curated record
AUGUUUGGCAUCGGCAUGAAGGAGCGCGACGCCGCCGAGAUCACGGUGCCCAAGACGGACCUCGCCAGCUUCACCGCCUUCAUCGACUACCUCUGCACCGACCAGCUCGACCUCGGCGAGGGGGAGGGCGAGCAGGCGCGGCGUGCGCUCGUGCUGCGGGAGCUGGCGCAGAUGUACCAGGUGCCGCGCCUCGAGCUGCUCUGCGCGCAGGCGCUGCAGGAGAGCGUCGGGCCGGCGACUGCCGUGCCGCUGCUCGAGGCGGCGCACACGACGGGCGACGGGCGGCUCCUCGCGCAGUGCCGCCGCUACGUGGCCGACAACGCCGCCGAGUUGCGGGCGAGCGGCGGCGUGGAGCAGCUGCGCGACCUUGGCGUGGCCAAGGGGCUGCUCGGCGACGCGCUCGACCAGGUGGCGGAGCUGAAGAUGGGGGCGGCGCGCACGGCGGCGGGCCAGAGGGCGGCGCCCUAG